AUGGAAAUUCAAGUUAAUGGUGGCACAAUUGCUCAGAAAGUUGAUUGGGCACAAUCAAGCUUUGAGCAUAAAGUUCCUGAUGAUAUUAUUGAUGUUAUUUAUGUGACAAAGGAUUUGAAGGUAAUGUACCCUGUUCCAUGGGCUGGUCAAAGUGGUUAUCACCAUCGAACAGAAGCCAACAAAAAGAUCUAUCGUGAAGAUAAAAGUAAUGCAGCGACAGAAUAUGAUAUAAACAAAAAACAAAUUACUCCAUUAGGUGGUUUCCUCAUUAUGGUAUUUACUAUGCUUAAAGGAUUAUGUAUCGGUGUUAAAAAAAGUGUUCUCACAUUAAGAAAAACAUUACUCACUCAUACAAAACACUCGGCUUUGGAAAUUAUUUCAUUAAAGUUUAUCGAUACAAGCUCAAAAUUUGGUCAUGUUCAUUUCCAAACUGCAGAAGAAAAAACAUGCAUUCCUUGGUACACUCAAGAAAGAUGA
Entrophospora candida is the source of this 477-nucleotide messenger RNA. Lineage: Eukaryota; Fungi; Glomeromycota; Glomeromycetes; Entrophosporales; Entrophosporaceae. The record is from the annotation of a GenBank genome assembly.